Sclerotinia sclerotiorum 1980 UF-70 is the source of this 1494-nucleotide messenger RNA. RefSeq lists its product with no specific name. The transcript is spliced from 3 exons. NCBI's taxonomy places the organism in Eukaryota, Fungi, Ascomycota, Leotiomycetes, Helotiales, Sclerotiniaceae. The record is from RefSeq and is a predicted model, not a curated record. Bases 1 to 1494 code for a protein of 497 amino acids.
AUGGAGCAACGAAGCUCUCAUGUUCCGGACUCGGAUGGAGAAAUACAGCAACAACCAUCAGCACCCUCUACGCGGCGGUUGGUCAUCGAAAUUCCGUCAAGGCCGAGGGCCUUCGAACCAAAGAAAAGACCAAACCCAAAGGGUUCAGACCAAGAUGAUGAAGAAUUAUCAGGAGCAGAGCAGAACCCUGCGAAACGUCGCAAGAAAGAUCACAUUGGUCAAGAUAUCUCCAAGGAUCAUAAUCCACCAGAAGGAGAUGACGAUAGCAGUGAUGAUCCAUUUCUUGACGAGCCCAAGGGAAACAAAGGCAAAGGCAAAGCAACCGGAUACCAUCUGGAACAACCUGAGCAAGUUCCAGAUGAAGAUGGAGACGUCGUAUUUGAUGACCUCUGGACUUUGGAUGACGAGUCAAACCUUCUAAUGAGCUGGUCAGAAGAUGAUCAGACUCUUCUGGAUAGUCUACCCAAAGCAGAAAUUGCUCUGUGGAGAAGGUUGAUGAGGUUAUUUGGUGUUGGUCCCGAGGAACUCUUUCUUCCCAACGUCACCAUAUCAAGAGCGGACCUCCCAGAUUAUGUGGGCAAAGAUGGUCGUGCCAUACCCAAUAAGAUACACUUGUCCACGAACUUCUGCAAUGCCUUCAAGUAUGGUGAUCGAUGUGCGGUUCCCAAAUCCUUUGAUACACAGGUUAUAGACAUGGAAGCAACCAGCCUACUUGAAACCCUCAGACACGCAGGUAUUAUCGGGAACCUUACAUGUGGACAAGAGCGGAUAUUCAAAGAUAUCCUUGGUGAUCGUUUUCCCGAACACUUCCACUUUCACGAGCAUCUCAAAGAUAUUGUAAAGGCCAAUUCUGGGAUGAAACCACAAAAUGCUUCGAAGAAUCCAGAUGCGGAAAGGGGACGCUUCUCUUCACCAAAUCAAAUAUGGAAGAAGGAUUGGGUAUUAUCCCAACGUCGUCAGCAACUCAGAUCGGAGAAACAACCCAAUCUGAGGGAUCCUCUUGGAGGUGAAAUCCUUGAGGAUAACAACUUAUCCGACGACGCUGAAGAUUCAGGCUUUGAUCUAGCCCAUGGUGGCAGAAUUUCCAGCGAUGAAGAAAAUCAGGAAGAUGACCAGGCUAUGAUAGAUGACGAGCCCUUUGGUAUGGGCAUGGUUUCAGGGGAGAGAUCUCCCGUACUGACUGGACCACAAGAAGCUCAAAGAAUCGAACCAUUCGAAGUUCUUGCUAGUCCAAAAGGAGAGAAUCUUCCGAAUGUCCCUGCUCCUGAUGAAGCUAGAGACAGCGAAAGCAUUCCUGGCUUCCAAAAUAUAGUCGUCAACCAAAGUGCCAUAUCAAAAUGCGAUAUUCAACAGUAUCGAGAUGAUAAAGAUAAUACACUUGUUCGGAGAUCGAAUAUGCCAAUGGCAAAAGACUCAAUAGGCAAUAUGGUUCAGCGGAGGUCGACUCAAUUGAAAAUGCUUGAAACGCAAGCCUACGCAUACUUAAGCAAAUGA